Molecule: messenger RNA, 1178 nt
Organism: Alnus glutinosa
Lineage: Eukaryota; Viridiplantae; Streptophyta; Magnoliopsida; Fagales; Betulaceae
Product: phosphoglycerate mutase-like protein 4
Exons: 7
Coding region: 21-908 (295 amino acids)
Cellular component (GO): cytosol; cytoplasm
Molecular function (GO): phosphatase activity
Source: RefSeq, a predicted model, not a curated record
AGCUGAGAGAGUGAAAGAUUAUGAGCGCACUGCGCACCUGGCGCACUGUAAAUCCAGCACCCCUGUCUUCUCGGCGUAAUACGUCACAGCCAGUCAAUCCUCCACGUCCACGCUUGACAUUCUCCGUCGCUAAAACCGUUCUCGGACUCAACGGAGCGCGCGGCUUAACAGCGACUCGUCACCCAAUUCUCCAACUAAGAAUGACCGAGUCGUACAUGGCCGAGUCCGAUUCGAGCGUGGUAAAUCCACCUUAUGCUGAGAUUAUUGUGGUACGUCACGGCGAAACGGAGUGGAACGCUGACGGAAGAAUUCAGGGGCAUCUGGAUGUUGAACUUAAUGAUGCUGGGAGACAACAAGCAGCUGCAGUGGCUGAUAGACUAUCCAGGGAGCCUAACAUCUCUGUUGUAUACUCUUCCGACUUGAAACGGGCUUUUGAAACAGCACAGAUAAUUGCAACCAGCUGUGGUGGGCUAGAGGUUAUUAAAGACCCUGACUUACGGGAAAGAAACUUGGGGGAUCUUCAGGGCCUUGUACUACGUGAAGCAACAAAGCUUAGUCCUAAGGCUUACAAGGCAUUUUUAAAUCACAAGACAGAUCAGGAAAUUCCAGGUGGUGGUGAAAGUCUCGACCAACUUUAUGAACGGUGCACAUCAUCAUUGGAGAGACUUGGGAGAAAGCAUAAAGGAGAACGAGUGGUUGUAGUCACUCAUGGGGGUGUCAUCCGAGCACUGUAUAAGAAAGCUUGCCCGAAUGGAAGGUCUGGAGGAAAAGUGCUGAAUACAUCCGUCAACAUAUUUCUCUUGUCAGACGGGGAGAAGUGGACCAUAAAAUUGUGGGGUGAUACCAGUCAUCUCAACCAAACAGGAUUUCUGGAAUCGGGAUUUGGUGGGGAUAGAACUUCUGGUUAGUUUGUGGCUUUGUGCCUGGUGCGCUGGCAUUUUUGGUGCCAUUUAUUUCCAAGCAGUAGCAGGCUGGACUUCUGAAAGGUACUAGCAACUACUUGGCAUUAUUGAAGGCUCAAUUAAGAGUGAUGGCUUCGUCCAACAUAUAGUAGAAUUGGCUUUUCUAUGUUGAUGCGUAUAUUUUCGUCGUUACUGUUGUUAUUAUGUACCACCCACACUGCAACUUAAUCCUUUAUUGAUGAUCAAUCAAAAUGCUAUAGAAAGUUUUUACCUAAA